Messenger RNA from Botrytis deweyae, 948 nucleotides. RefSeq lists its product as uncharacterized. The record is from RefSeq and is a predicted model, not a curated record. NCBI's taxonomy places the organism in Eukaryota, Fungi, Ascomycota, Leotiomycetes, Helotiales, Sclerotiniaceae. The coding region runs from base 1 to 948 and encodes 315 amino acids. The transcript has a single exon.
AUGACAGCGAAACGGAUCGUCGUGUACAGCUGUACACACGAGCUCCCAGACACCCAGGCAUACAUAGAGCGGGCCCAGGCCACACCCUAUCAAUACCGACACCCGAUCGUAAAUCGCUUAAGGAGAGCCUUUUCCUUAAACGAAACCAUCAGAAGACCAAGCAUGGAUCUUUGCCCUGUAUGCCAGGCAAAGGCCCGCCAGCGUUCUCGACCAGGACCGCAAGCGCAGCCCGGCCCACGUCCUCGCGGACAGACCCUACAAGAUCGCACGCAUCCGGUACACGCACCCCAGGUAAGACCUCAAGUUCCAGCUCGCGGCUCGCCAGACUCAACCGACUCCCAAUCCCAAGUUCCACAACCGUGGAACAUGGCCGAUGGUCCGCCUGAUCUACCAGUUUUACUUCCACCUCGAAACACGAUCACUCCCCCACCACAACCCAACGCACAGUUGUGGAACAUGGCGGAAGGUCCACCGGACCUCCCUGUUCUUCAAUUUCCCAACACCCCCGCGUCUCAGCCACAGGCCGAUACAGAGUCAUGGCCUCUCCCCGCGAGUACCACCGGCUUGCCAGGCACAGACGUUCUCAUGCGGGGAUGGGAUGCGGUGAGGCGUCGAGCUGCACACCAACGAAAUCUUGCAGGACAAGAGCUUCAGAGAAGUGUAACCGACUUCCCACGCAGAUCAUCCCCACCUUCGCCUCCACCAAAGGACCAUGGUUUACACCCCCGGGUGAACGCCUGGGUCAGACAACAAACCUCCGAGACGCUCAGGAGACACCACGAGCGAAUCACCCGACCACUCGAAUCCCAGUCUUCCGAGUCCAGACCAAGGACUCCGGUCAUCUUAAUCCCCGAUCCUCUCACUUUGACUCCUUCUACCACUCGUGGUGAGGAGGGCCGAGCUGAGUCGCCAACGGAUCCGGGGAUGAGGUUUCCGAACUGGCUUUGA